CAAAGACACAACAAGACAUGGUCUCUGAGAAUCGCUCCACAUCAGUAGAAGCACAUCGACUCGUACCGAGCAGCACAGGUCCAUUUCCACAGCACUGCACUCACCGCCGUGAGACCACGAUCGAUUCCUCCCCCAAUUGCUGCUAGCUGAGUGAUCAGCAUGGAUCAGGCGCCUGCGAAGGAGACCACGGUCGCAAAGGUCGCCAAGUGCGAAGGGGCGGACUGCGAAAACGAUGCAGGCACGCUGCAGUGUCCGACAUGUCAGAAGCUCGGGAAGAACUCAUAUUUCUGCGGUCAAGAUUGCUUCAAAAGGAAUUGGGCUGAACACAAAAAGCUUCACAAAGCACAGAACAAUGGUCACUUCAACCCGUUUCCCACCUAUCCAUUCACCGGUCCCCUGAGACCCGUCUACCCUCUCUCUCCAAAGCGAACACUACCAGAUAGGAUACCACGACCAGACUAUGCAGGCAAUGGUAUUCCCAAAAGCGAGCAGGUCUUUGUAGGACGCAACAAGAUCAAGAUUCUCACGGAGAAGGAGCAGGAUGCCAUGCGAAAAGUAUGCCGGCUCGCACGCGAAGUGCUUGACAUUGCAGCUCGAGCGGCGAAGCCUGGAGUUACCACGGACGAGAUUGACCGGAUCGUGCAUGAAGCAUGUAUAGAACGUGAUUCAUAUCCCUCACCACUGAAUUACUGCCACUUCCCCAAAUCAGUUUGCACAAGUCCCAACGAAGUCAUCUGCCACGGAAUCCCCGACCACCGACCCCUCAAAGACGGCGACAUUCUCAAUAUUGAUGUUACACUUUACCACAAUGGCUUCCAUGGCGAUCUCAACGAGACCUAUUACAUUGGCGAUUCGGCAGCACAAAACCCGGACAAUGUUCGCGUGACAGAAGCCUCCCGUGACUCCUUGGACGAUGCCAUCAAGCUUGUCAAGCCUGGCGCCUUGUUCCGCGAUUACGGCAACACAAUCGAGAAGGUCGCAAAGGAGCGAAACUGCCAGGUCGUCAAGACUUACUGCGGUCACGGCAUCAAUCAGCUCUUUCACUGUGCACCGAAUGUUCCUCACUACGCCAAGAACAAGGCUAUUGGAGAAGCCAAACCGGGCAUGUGUUUCACCAUUGAGCCCAUGAUCACACUGGGUAGUUACAGAGAUCAGACUUGGCCGGAUGACUGGACCUCUGUCACUCGGGAUGGCAGUAGGACGGCCCAGUUCGAGCACACACUCCUUGUCACUGAGACAGGCGUGGAAAUUCUGACAGCGAGAUUAGAGGACUCGCCUGGUGGAAAGGUGUGCAUGCCGGAAGGGUAUGCCGCCGAUGGAUCGAAGGUCGAGGUCAGUGGCAAUGGAGAGGGUAAGGCAUGAAGACUUCGGAUCGAUACUAGCAGGGCGACGGAAUGUUUUGCGCCUUGGUGUCAAGGGUGAUCGUGCACAUUACAUCGACGGAAUCGAAGCUACAGCUGCAGUGUGUGCUUUGCCGUACACCUCAAAUC
Molecule: messenger RNA, 1490 nt
Organism: Pseudocercospora fijiensis CIRAD86
Lineage: Eukaryota; Fungi; Ascomycota; Dothideomycetes; Mycosphaerellales; Mycosphaerellaceae
Exons: 5
Coding region: 160-1362 (400 amino acids)
Biological process (GO): proteolysis
Molecular function (GO): metalloaminopeptidase activity
Source: RefSeq, a predicted model, not a curated record